UAUCAAAGCAACGACACCCACGCCGCAAAAAGAUCGCAGAGAGCGAAAAAUGGAAGGAGAUCAAGACCAGCGACCCUGUCCGUCGCCGGCGCCCCACCCUUCUUCUUCAACCCUUCUCAGGGACAUCUCAAAUUUCAAAACCCCAAAACGCCCCUUCUCUCAAAACCCUUCUCAUUUCCACUCUCCCCACCCCCAGUUCUUCACCGCCUCCAAACAGACCCCCACUUCUUCUUCCUCUUCGCUCUCUUUCCGCCGCCGCCGCCCUUCGCUUGCUCCGUCCACGGCCCGCUCCAAAGCCGCCCGCCGCCUGAAGGCCUUCGAGCUCGAACAGUCUCAGUCCUCCCGGAAGGCCCAGAUCAAGAAAGAGAGGUCCCUCAAGUGCUUGUCCAAAUCCCUCACUGUUUGGCUUAAUUUCUUGCUUGAGAAUCCCAAAUCCUGCGGUUGUGAUCUUCCUGGGUCGAAUGGCGGGGACUCGGUGUCCGCGAACGGAAAGAGGGACAGCUGGCCGGCCGGCGCGGUUGGGAUUGAUGGAAUGUGGAGGAGCCCAAAACGCCAGAGGGAUUGCUCGUGGCGUGCUGCCGAUCUCGAGACGCCGGAAUUUCCGAAUUCUAUGUUUCUGCCUUUGCAGUCUUCGCUGCGGGAUGUUUGUAGUUUUGACGAUCUGAAGCAGCGAAUGAGGGUCUAUUUGAGUUUGGGCAGUUGCAAGGAGAUCUUCAAAGUGAUGACUCAAGUGACGAAGAACACUGAUGACGGUAGACUAAAAAUGAAGACUCAUUGUCCAAUAGUAACUGAUGUUGGAAUGAAGGAAAAGGCAAUAAGGGUUCUCAUGUGUUAUAGCCCAGUAUGGCUCCGAAUUGGACUUUACAUUAUUUUAGGUGGUGAUUCCUUGUUGCCCAAUGGAGAUGUUGGUUCUGAGCAAGAAAUUGUGUUUCUGAAAAUGGUAAUUGAGAAGCAGUUUUUCUUGCAUGCUGGCCUUGCAAAAGCUUAUGCUUACAACAAGUUGGUUGAUGGUCUUUACAGACCUGGUUACUUUGAAAAGUUGGGGAAUGUUCUGUUAAAGAGAUUUUUGUUACUCGUUCUUAUACUCGAUCGAGCUAAAUCCCAGGGCACUCUUCCUAUUAAGCAUGGUAUAGAUGGAGUUGAUGGGGGUUCUCCUCUUCUGUUUACUCGGCAAUGUAACAUUAAAUCAAGUUGUCAAAUGAUAAAUGUUUUUUCCUUACCAGUUGUGGGAUUGACUUUUCUUUCUGGUUUGAAAUUAGAGUUAUUGCCGACGGAUGUGAUGCAUGGGGAAGGUAAUCUUCUUGCGCAUCUAGUGAUGGUAGGGUACAAAGUAUCUUACCAACAGUGCCCCCUUAUUGAAUACGACUUCAGCUUAACAGACUUGUUUGACGAUCUACGAGAUGGAGUGCGGCUCUGCAGAGCUAUCCAGCUCUUGCAACAAGACUGUUCUAUUCUCAUGAAAGUGAUAGUUCCAUCAGAUACCCGCAAGAAGAAUUUGAUAAAUUGUGGCAUUGCCCUGCAAUAUCUUAAGCAGGCUGGUGUUCCAUUAUAUGAUGAAGACGGAAUGAUGAUUGUCGGGGAAGAUCUUGCUAAUGGAGAUAAAGAACUAAUGCUUUCCUUGCUCUGGAACAUGUUUGUUCACUUGCAGCUACCUAUUCUUGUCAACAAAACACUUUUAUACGAGGAAAUCUACAAAAUCCGUGGAGUUGAUGCGGACCCCCCAAAUUAUGAUACUUCCACAUAUUUGGAAAUGAUUUUGACUUGGAUCCAGGCAAUUUGUGAAAAUUAUGAUAUUCAGGUUGACAAUUUUGCUUCAUUAGUUGAUGGAAAAGCCAUGUGGUGCUUGCUUGAUUACUACUUUCGCAAGGAGCUUCACUGCUCUUCUUCAUAUAAGGAUGCAAAUGAAGUAAAUGGUGAAGAGUCAAUUGUCUCAGUUGCUGAUUAUACAGAUGCAGUUCAUAACUUUAUAUUGUCACAGAAACUGACAACAAUAUUGGGAAAUUUUCCUGAGGUUUUGCAAAUCGGUGACAUACUUGAAUAUAAUGGUGCAUGUAAUGAACGAAGUGUGAUAAUUCUCUUGGUGUUCCUCUCAUCCCAACUGGUUGUCAAGAAAAAUAAGGACCAGUUGAAUUUUCAUAAGCUCCUGGGUUGUAAUUGUCAAAGUUCAGAGAGAAAACAUUCAAGUGGGCAUCAGUGGUUCUUGAAUUCUAGAGCAACCCUAAACCAAGAAGAAACAAAUGGGCAUGGCUCUGAAGAUGCGCUGAGAAAAUUUAAGGCCAUCCAGGCUUGGUGGCAAGAUAUGGCUCAACGGAAUUACAAAUGUGAUAAGAAACCAGCUACCCCUACUCCGCAAUAUGCUUUGGCUGGCAAACAUGACAUUGAUAUUCAAGGAGAAAAUGCUGCAAAAAUUAUACAAUCUUACUACAGAUGCUCCAUUGAACGUCGCAAUUAUUUGAAGAUAAAGAAUGCAGCUUACUUUUUGCAAGCUGUUAUUCGGGCUUUUCUAGUGAUGAAGCGGAUACCAGUCAUAAAGAAGAUCAAUGAAAGGUGGAAACAAUCAGAAGUAUUCAGGAGAUACAUUGUGUUCAUUGUUGACAGGCAUAGUUUUGUCAGGUUAAAAAGGUCCACAACACUCAUUCAGCAGGCAGCAAGAACUUGGAUUCGGAGAAAGCAGUUGGGUGGAAGUGUGUUGACUUGUGAUAAACCCUCACCUGGUCUUGUUAGUGCUGCCAUUGUCAUUCAGACAUGUAUUCGUCAAUGGAUAGUGAGGUCUAAGUGUAUCCACAUGGUUCUUCAGAAUGCUUCACUUAUGUGUGAAGAGAAGGGUCAGAAUGAUCUUCUUGUUAAAGCAGCAGUUCAAAUACAGCUUGCUUGGAAGAAGCACAUGGCUCGCAAGUCUCUAUGUAAUCAGAACUCUGCUGCAACUAAAAUUCAGAGUCAUUUUCGUGGUUGGUUGCUUCAAAGGAGUUUUAUGAAUCAGAAGCAUGCCAUAUUAAAAAUUCAAACUGAAUUUCGAUGUUUUAUGUGCUGGCGGGCUUUUAGAAAGUACAAAAUUGUAACAAUGUCAACCGUCACCAUUCAGUCUUAUAUACGUAGAUGGAUUGCUCAAAGAAGAGCUCAAAGGCUUAGGUAUCUGAUUGUUAAGGUCCAAGGCCAUUGUCGAGGUUGGUUGACAAGGCGGGAGUAUUUGCUCCAAAAGAAGGCUGCAAUAAAGAUCCAAAGAGCUCUACGAUGCCUAAAAUGUUGGGAGGCUUUUCAUUGUUAUAGAUAUGCAGCCAUUGAAAUUCAGCGGUUUAUCAGGGGGCAGAUUACUCGUCAUAGACUCUUAGGGGCUUCUAGUCAUUUUGUGGCUACCCAUGGUGAUUGUAUUCUAGGGAGCCCAGGAGAGUGCUUCCAAAGUUAUCAAUUCAAAAUAUUUCUACACUCAGUUUUGAAGUUGCAAAUGUGGUGGAGGGGUGUUUUGUUGCUUAAAGCAAAAACAAAGUCUGCAAUCAUCAUCCAGUCUUAUAUACGUGGGUGGAUUGGUAAGCAAGAAGCUUACAAGAGGAGACAUCACAUUGUUCAAAUUCAAUCAUACUGGAAAGGCUACCUGAUGCGAAAACAGUCACGGGAACAGCUGUUGGAUUUGCGUUUGAGAAUGCGAAAGUCUGCUGCAAAUGUAGAUGAUGAUAAACGUAUUAUAAACAGGCUUUUAGUGGCUCUUUCAGAACUACUGAGCAUGAGAAGUGUGAGCAGCAUUCUUCAUACUUGUGCAACUUUGGAUAUGGCUACAGAGCAUUCUCAGAAAUGUUGUGAAGAACUUGUGGCUGCAGGAGCAAUUGACACUUUGGUGAAGCUGAUCCGCUCUGUCAGCCGAAGUAUACCUGAUCAGGAGGUUCUAAAACAUGCACUUUCUACUCUUAAAAACAUUGCCCGCUAUCCACAUUUGGUUGAAGUAUUGAUUGAUACCCAUGGAGGCAUAGAAACAGUUCUUUGGCAGUUGUUAAGGAACAAGGGAGAUGGGUAUUUCAUUGCCUCAGAGCUUUUGAAGAAGAUAUGUUUGAAGCAGAAAGGUGUUGUAGCUGUAAGAAAUUUACCUGGUCUACUAAAAAGGUUGCACAACCUAGUUGAGGAUCUUACAAGGAGGACAAACAUUGAAAAGAGGAACAGCCGGGGUGUGGCUGCCAUAGCUGCCAAAGGAAACACAGAAAGAAGAUUGAGAGAGGCACUCGAUCUUUUCAAACUGACAACAAAUGGCUAAGGAAACUUGCUGUCAAAUAGCAUGUAAUAUGUAACUCUGUUUUGCCCUGAAGGGAAUUCUGUUAACAAAUCCAAUUGGGGUUGGAUGUGUACAUUUGAAGUGUAUGUUCAAUGGAGCAGAGAGCUUGUGUCACUGCAAUGUUUAAACUUCGGUGCUUGCGAGGAAAUUUGUUUACUAUACAUACUUGAAUACGAAGGUUUUCUGUUAGAA
Messenger RNA from Malania oleifera, 4450 nucleotides. RefSeq lists its product as uncharacterized. Lineage: Eukaryota; Viridiplantae; Streptophyta; Magnoliopsida; Santalales; Ximeniaceae. The record is from RefSeq and is a predicted model, not a curated record. The transcript has 20 exons. Gene Ontology annotation, molecular function: protein binding. Gene Ontology annotation, biological process: spindle organization; establishment of meiotic spindle localization; mitotic cell cycle. Gene Ontology annotation, cellular component: spindle pole. The coding region runs from base 50 to 4240 and encodes 1396 amino acids.